CCCCGCGCGUAACCCGGAAGUGCCUCGGAAGAGGUGGCGGAAGUGUCGGAGGGGAGGGGGCUCGAGCAAGCCCUCUCUGCGGGCUGACAGGCAGACCCGGCGCGUGGCGGCCCGAUUUGGUCGUCCUCUCUCCCAUACAGCUGCAUCAGCCAAAGGAAAAAAAAUGACAUCUCUAGGGAAGAAAGCCGACUGUGCCUCGUCACGCAUUCGUGGACCUGGAGAUGGCAUGGAAACUGAGCAGCCACCUAAAACUGUGGAAGUAAUUGCUGGAGCCCACAAUACAAGUCGUCAUGCCCAUCACAGUCCACACAAGAAAGCUAUCUCUUCCCUGAGUCCCGGAGUUCUCCAACUCGGGAAAAUACAUAGUGAUAAGUCAGUGGAGAUUGAAGCUGUUCGAAUACUGGUUCCCAAAGCUGCUAUAACUCAUGUUGUUCCUACCAAAAAUGCUAAGAUGUCUAAAUCCCUGGGACACCAUAAAGGAGAGGAUUUCAGCCAGUCAGAUGGAGUCCUAGAACCCAAGAAAGAGCUGUUGGAUCUAAAAAAUGCAGUAGAAAAGCUCAAGAAUUCAGAAAGGAGAUUGCUACAGGAUAAAGAAGGUCUUUCCAACCAGUUACGUGUACAGACAGAGGUGAAUCGAGAGCUGAAGAAGUUACUUAUUGCUUCUGUUGGGGAUGACCUGCAAUAUCACUUUGAACGCAUGGCUCGUGAGAAAAAUCAGUUGAUCCUAGAAAAUGAGGCCCUAGGCCGGAAUACAUCUCAGCUGUCUGAACAGUUAGAGCGGAUGUCUAUACAGUGUGAUGUGUGGCGCAGCAAAUUCCUAGCAAGCAGAGUCAUGGCUGAUGAGCUAACCAAUGCCAGAGCAAUUCUUCAGCGCCAAACCCGGGAUGCACAGAGUGCAAUUCAGGAUCUGUUGAGUGAACGUGACCAGUUCCGUCAAGAAAUGAUUGAUACACAGAAAUUGUUAGAAGAGCUGCUGGUUUCUCUACAGUGGGGGAGGCAGCAGACUUAUUAUCCUAGUGCUCAAACCCACACUACAGCAGAGCUAGCAGCAGUGAACCAUAAACUGGCUAAAGCAGUGAGCUCCCACCUUCUUGGAAAUGUUGGCACUAACACUCCAAAAAAGGCUUCCCCACCAACAGAGUUCUGCAACACUCCUGCUGAGAAAAUGGCUGAAAUGGUGCUGCGAGUGUUGGAUCCAGUUGCCUGUACUGAAGCAUCACCAGAAGUUCCCUUUUCUGAGCCUUCCCCACCCUCCUUCCUUUCCACAAAGAAGAACAUUGGUCGGUUUCACCCAUACACCAGAUAUGAAAAUAUAACUUUCAACUGCUGCAAUCACUGCCAGGGAGAACUGAUAGCCCUUUAAAAUCAUUGUGCUGAAGACAAAAAGCCAGUGUGUCUGUAGAUAUGCUAACUUUUUGCUGAAUGACACUAGUGAUUUAUCCAUUUGGAUUUCCUUCUUUGCUAUUAUCUUCCUGGGGGUUUGUUAUGCUAGAAACAAUGUACUUUUUACUUCCUAUACCUCUCAUGCUUAGGGACCAUCUACAAUCUGUGGUGAGAUCAUAGCUUCUACAAGGCUGGAAUAUGGUUAAUGCUCCCAUCUACAAGGGCAAGACCAAAAUGUUACAACAUAAAUUUACACAAUUUAUAGUGUAAAUAGCUCCUUAGAUGUGUAGGAUUUGUAAUAAUAUUAUGAAACCUUAAUGGAUUUCUGCACAGGGGAAGACAAAACCAUGAAACUAUUUAGGAACAUAGACAAGUGAUGCAUCCACUUGAAACCUCUGAAUAGUGCUUCCUUUAAAAGGGAGUUGAAAUAAAUGCUAAAGUAAGAAACAUUGAUUUAUUAUUUAAGUAUUUUCAUUUUAAAAAGGGCAAUAGAAAGCACAAUCAUUUCUAUGCGGUUUAAUUUUUCUCUGUAGUGUUACUCAGUUUGCUGUGGUGCUAUGGUCAAGUAUUUAUAGUCCUAAUUAAGUUAAAGGAUCAGGUGCAAUUAAUAUUAUGGGCCUUCAAGUUCAGAAGGGGGCAGCAGGGCCCUUACCUUGAUGGAAAAGGGUAGAGAAGCCUCUUUAAGAAGAAACUUGAAUGAAAUUGGAAGGUGUUGGUGCUGAAUGGAGUAUGGAACCUAAUGUGCAUGACAAAGUUAUUUCUGUGUGUACAUGAGGUUGAAACAAGUGGAUUAGAAGCAUUUUAACUCCUAGAACCAAGCUGCUGCCUAGCUGAUGCAGCAAAGAUGGACAUAGCUCCUUUAGUGCAUAGUUUUAAAAACUGAAACUUACCCUAUGCUUAGAGGCAAGAUACUACACAUGAAAAUCUUUCAUAGGUAUUAUACCCGUGGAAGGGCCUGCAUCGUCAAAUACUAUGUAUGCAUAAGUAGUGACAGAGCAUACUAUAUUUUUACUCAUCUGGCUUUAUUAGGUUAAUGAGACAAAUUCAAAGUAUGUACUAGUAACCAGCCUGCCAAAUACCGCCCAAGAAGACAGCUUGCAAGGUUCUUCUCUGCUUGCUUAUUUACAAGUUAGACAGGAUAUGAGUCUUCCACCAUAUGUUAGUGAGCUUUUGAGCUCUUUUUGAACAAAAGUCAUAUUCAUAGAAAAAUCAUGCUGAUAUCUUGCAGCACUCCAGUAUCCUGCCACCCCCAACAGACACAGUAUCCAUAGCCAUGCUAUGUAAUUAAGGAAAAGGUCUCUAAACCAGUCACUAACACUUUUUUUGGUAAAUCUAGUACUGUACACCAGGUAUAAAAGGCAUAAGUUUUUGACUGCUACUCUUGGCCAUGCUUUGGCCUCUGCAAUUAAUAUGUUACAAUAAACAUUCUCUACCUACUUUUA
Caretta caretta (loggerhead turtle) is the source of this 2825-nucleotide messenger RNA. It is a transcript of the gene BLZF1, whose product is annotated as basic leucine zipper nuclear factor 1. The record is from RefSeq and is a predicted model, not a curated record. Gene Ontology annotation, cellular component: Golgi membrane. Gene Ontology annotation, biological process: Golgi organization; Golgi to plasma membrane protein transport. Lineage: Eukaryota; Metazoa; Chordata; Testudines; Cheloniidae.